This is a messenger RNA of Dreissena polymorpha, 2306 nucleotides long. RefSeq lists its product as uncharacterized. The record is from RefSeq and is a predicted model, not a curated record. The transcript has 7 exons. The coding region runs from base 101 to 940 and encodes 279 amino acids. NCBI's taxonomy places the organism in Eukaryota, Metazoa, Mollusca, Bivalvia, Myida, Dreissenidae.
UAGAAAUCGAAACUAAUGAUUUUAAUCACAUGAUUUUUGCAUUUGUAAAACUCAACCAUUCUGAUUUCUCUGUCGAUCAACGAAUUCUGUGUACAAUAGGAUGUCUUUGCCAUGUCAUAAGUGCAAACAGUUGGAGAAACAAAUACGAGAUAAUAAUUUGGUUGUAAAUCAAGUAUUGGAUGAUAAAGACCAAACUAUUGAAGAAAGAAAAAAAGUCUUAAAUGAACAAGGACGAAGAUUAGACAGUUUGAUGUCUGAGAUUAUGAACAAAAGUGGAAGUUCGGAAAACACAAAUGAUGAGUUUUCAAACACCAAACUUGCUCAAAGGUUUGACUCAAGAGUGAAAGAGCUUUGGAUUGAUGUUUGCGAGGACCUAGAGACAGAAUAUACGGAAAUUAAGCGUUUAAGACUUAUGUCAAAACUAUGCAAGAAGGUGUUUACUGCAUUUCAAAGUGAAAUCAAACAGGCGAAUGACAAACUUCUCGAAAGCAUAUUCAGUGAUGAAAACACUGUUCCAGAAAUGAUCUUCAAGGAGGUUCGAUUUGCAAGAGCGUUAAAUGGAGCAAAAACGGCUAAACGGAAGAGACAAGUACAGAAAAUAUUAGAAUCCAUCAAUUGGUCAGAAGACAUCAAAACACUAUUAUGUGAUACAAAAUGGAACCGUCUGCAAACGUUUCUGACAGAGUUUGCUGAGGUUUGCUGGUUGAUGGUCACAUCCAAUCCACCAUUGAUUCUGAACUUUGACGUCAAGGGGAAACAAUAUACCACUGACAUCAGGGAUAAAUUCGUAGUUUUUGGAAUAUCAGAAGCUAUUUCUGAUAUCAGAAUCGAACCUGGACAUGUAUUGUUGGUUGCUUGGCCGUCUGUUGAGUUGGAAGAUAACAAAGGUUAUCUUACGAAGGGCGAAGUUGUUGUCAUGCCAAAUAAAACAAAUAAUUAAAUGGAAUAGAAAAUUGGUGGUCUUUAUAAAUACCAUGUCAGCUUAUAACACAUGUAUUGUUUAAUAUGAUUUCAAAACAACAAUGAUACACAAUGAUUAUUUGCAAGUAGUACUGGAUGGGACAUUAUUAAAUGAAAUAAGGUCCUGUGCAUCUCUGAUUAUGUUAUUGGGAAUAAACGUGUACACUAUUAAAAUACAUAUUCUUGUAGAAGUAGUAUUGGGUUUGUCGGUUUCUUAAUAUUAAACGACUGAGCAUAUAACCAACGUGUCACAGGCUUAUUUGGCAGAUUUUUGUGCGUGCAAAAUUGCUUACAAAACGGAAUCCACUACUGGGUGGGUGUUAACCUUUAUCAAUUUUGUUUUUACAUUUGAAGUUCAUCAUUAGGGUCUGAUACAUUAAGUUUAUUAAUUUGACGUCAUAUCGCUAUGUAUCUGUAUCCGAAGUUUAAAGUACUUUUUGACAAAUUGCAUGACUUUGUGGUAUUGUGUUUUAGCAACAGCCACAUGAAAUUUGAUCUCUAAAGAAAUUAAGAGUUAAAUAAUGUAUCCUGAGUUUCAUGAUCAUUUUAUAUUUACGAUUCAAAAUAUUUACCGACGGAUGGUUUGAACAGAGAUUUAAAUAAACAAAGGCAAUAACAGAAGAAUCAAAGGCUCCCAUAUAAACAAAUGUGAUAUCCACUGUUCAUGCUUAUUUGGUAAGGAAGAUGUUUGGUUAUUACAUGCCUACGUAUUUUAGUAGUAAAUGACCUGAAAUGUGACCUUAGUUAGUAGAGGAGUGACGGACAGACAGUCAUGACGUGGGAGGGUAUACGUACCGACUCUCAAACUGAUAAGAGAUUAAUGAGAUUUCUGCUGCGCCUGCAGGAAGAAAACCUUAACAUAGGACUAGGCCAUUUAUAAAUGGGAAGCUACCAAUUGCCCGACAGGCUGUCACAGCAAAACAACACCAGAAACUUUACUUCAGUCGCUAGAAACAUAUGCGUGUCAUAAAACUAACGAUGACGAUUUGUUGUACUAUUGUGACACUCCAAGGCUAAUUGUGAAAUAGCAAAUGUUAAACGUUGUGUAAUAUGCUAAGCGGUAUAUAAAAUGGUUAUGACAAUGUAUUCUUCUAAUGGCUCAUCUAAAAGAGGUGGUAACAAAAUGGGACCCUUUCGCUUACUGAAACAUGGAUACACAUGUAUGGUGUAGAGAAUUAUUGUUAAAUAAUAAGAGCUUAAUCACCUAGAUCUGCUUUAUGGAAAUCUAUAAGUGGAGUUGGAAUGCUCCUUUACGUAUUGAAACAGUUCGAAACAAAGGAAUACGUGUGGAACAACGCAGUUGUCCUGUUUGUAAUAGAGACUUAUUGUUAAAGAUGAGAUUUAUG